This is a messenger RNA of Larimichthys crocea (large yellow croaker), 590 nucleotides long. RefSeq names its product deoxyribonuclease-1-like. The record is from RefSeq and is a predicted model, not a curated record. The coding region runs from base 108 to 590 and encodes 160 amino acids. The transcript is spliced from 5 exons. Gene Ontology annotation, biological process: DNA catabolic process. Gene Ontology annotation, cellular component: nucleus. Gene Ontology annotation, molecular function: deoxyribonuclease I activity; DNA binding. Lineage: Eukaryota; Metazoa; Chordata; Actinopteri; Sciaenidae.
CUCUAUCAGUGGUUCUGUAGAGGAGUCUCUGGUAUUCACACAAGCAAGCCUCUGUGCUCCGUUAACAACAGGCCUCCUCCGUCACCGCACAGACUCACAGAAACAGGAUGCGUUCGUUGUGUGCUUUGGGUCUCUUUUUGGCUCUGCUGCAUCUUUCCAGCUCUCUGCGGCUGGCAGCCUUCAACAUCAAGUCAUUCGGAGACAAGAAAUCCUCCAACGUGACUCUGAUGGACAUCAUUAGCACGAUUGUCCACCGCUAUGACAUCAUUCUGAUCCAGGAGGUCAGAGACAGCGACCUGUCGGCAACCAAAAGACUCAUGGAGCACGUCAACAAGUUAGACAGUCAGCCCGAGUACAGUCACAUCGUCAGCGAGCCUCUGGGCCGCAGCUCCUAUAAAGAGAGAUACCUCUUCCUCUACAGGGAGCAGGCGGUGUCCGUGGUUAAAAGCUACACCUACGAUGACGGCUGCGAGCCCUGUGGCACAGACACCUUCAACAGAGAGCCCUUCGUCGUCAUGUUCACCUCCAAAAGUACUUACAAGCCAUGGAAAAAGGGUACUGUCUUUUUUUUUACCAUCAGACACCAGUGA